CAAGAAUGCCCAUUGUGCUUUUUGUUCCUCUGAGAGGUGUACAAGAAUAUCAGACAAUUUAGGUUUCAAAAUGCCUUCGUCUGACGAAGUGUCGGUAUCUGUGCGUGAAUCGAAAUCAGACUCUGCGGGUUGCCCCACCACUGCGGCAAAGAAAAAGAUACAACAGUUCCGUCAAGGGCGGAUCUAGCAGCACACUUACGGCAAGGGCGGAUCCAACAGCACACUUAACAAUAUCAUUCGUGCGCAUGCACAAGGCGGAAUCCAUGUUUUUGUUUGCUGCAGUUCGAAGUGCCCUGCAAAUCGAUCGCCAGGGGCAAUCGACGUACCCGAAGAAACGACGUUGGCAAAACAGGCAACCCGCGCAACCACACGAGUUGUGUCAGGCUGCGACUUGUUUGCCAGUCGCCUGGGCCCUGGAAACAAUGUUCCUCGGCAGGUAGCUACCGCUAGCAAGUGGCAAGUGGCCAGUGGCUACGCUGGCAGGAGAAAACAUAACGAGCGGGAGAAGUCGAAGGAGGCAAAGCAGGAACACUGCUACAAUCCGGCGAAGGCCAAUCGCACAACCAUUUGCUCAAACUCAAUGCGGCGCCGUGUACGUUUGGGCUUCGCAGGCGACAGUCACCAUGAGACAGAGGAGCUUAGACACACAUUGAGGUUCGUACAAACCUAUGCCACAUUUGAAAACUAACGAACACCAGCGGAUGAGCCAGCGCCGCCACGCAAAUGUACUGGAUCCUUACGCCGCGCUUGUUCGGAGACGAACACUCAAUGAGGGAGCAGCGCAAAGGAAACGCGUGUCUUAGGCAGACAACUCGCUGCCAACACAAACUUAAACAUGCUAGACGCCACAAUGAUAUUACAACAUGCCCCCGAACAUUCCAUCCACCGUCGAGCCCGACGCGUUCGACUCCACCGCGAACCUCCACUUCACUAUCUGAUGAACUCAUUCCUGCAGUCAAGGUCCUGCUUCCCGACGUGCAUUGUGUCAGGCGCGCCAGGCAGAUUGGGGUCGGCCCCCGCCCUCAACCUCUAUGCGGGCGGGUGGAGUGAGGCAGCUCGGGAAACAACUGCUGAACGUGCUGUGCCUCAGCUGCUUGAUUAAGAUCUCCGGAGCCUCGUGCAUCCACAUGAACUCCUUCAGCACUGCAACGUCAGUCCUCUUGGCCUCGCUAUGAAGCGUAAGACAGCCGAAAACGAACUCCUCGGAAUUGGUGGUCCCACACUUGUCGCUGUCCAGGAGGCGGAAGAACUUGCUGAGCUGGUCGGGGUCCACGCCCAGCUGGUUGAAGUAGGUACCGAUCUCGGGCUCCUUCACACGCAUCUGCAUCUGCUCCUGUGGAAUUGUACCAGUGUUUUCAGCAUCGAGCUCAUCGAAUAUAUAUAUAUAUAUAUAUAUAUAUAUAUGUCAUGGUGGUGAGGUAAUCCCUCGUUUCAAUGAGCUCGCUCUGCACUUCCAGGCCACGGCCAGCCUUGCACAGCAACACGGUGCUCUCGAACAUCACGGCCAUGACGACAACAUUCAGCCAGAGCACCUCCCUAUCGACACCGCCAGAGGUCACCCGGAAGAGCCUCGGCGCGGCGUCGAACAACGAGCCGAACCGCGCCCGCAGGGGCGCCGCCGGCUCGCCCAGCGCCUCGUCCGCGGGUGGCCCGUGCUGCGUCAGGAAGGCCAGCGCCCCCUCGGACGGCACGGCGCCGAAGAUGAGCUGGAUCGCGAAGACCAGCAGGCUGGACCACGCCAGGGACUUCAGCGCUCCAGUGAGCGAGAGGACCGUGAUCCUCGGCUCUCGGAGGGAGCAGUGCUGGCGGGUCACGCCGGCCACCACCACGACCGACAGCACCCGCGCCGGGCGCAGGGCGGACAGCCCCACGACCGCCACCCUGGGAUGCCAGUGCGACCGCCUCUUGGUGCUGGUGUUGGUCGAUGACCUGGAGCAGCUGUGGGAUCACGACCGCGACCUGGAACGUCUGCCAGCCCUUUGCGGCCGAACGGAUGGGGCCGAACCGGCCAGCCGCGAACCUCAGGCAGCGAUCGAGGAUGAAGGGUGCGCAAGGCAUGUCCAGAAACACUAUGAAACAUACGGUGUCGCUGAUGCCAUCUGGGGUGCUGUGCAAGCUAGAGGUUGCACGAUGCGCUGCAUCGAGCAUCUCCCACACAACAAGCACGGCAUCCAGAAGUAUCAUUAUAGCCCUGAACAACUCAAACUCGGUACGCUUCACUAGCCGUGGUAUGACAUCGGUCGAGGCUUGUCUUCUCGGAGAGAAGGUGUGGCUUAGCCUCGCUGAUUCACCACGCUGGGUAUUGCUCGGAAUGCGCGGCGACCUUUUCUCUACCAAGGUAUGCAUCCAACUUGGAGUAUUGCCCUCUGUCAUGAAGGAGUUGCGUUCCGCCUUCAAUCUUCUCAUGGGGGUCAGCGUAUCCAUAUUACCCCAGCCUAUCCUCGAUUAGGCAGCUGAUUAGGCAGCUGGGUAGGACGCGAGAGGCGUUGCUCCGUCUCGGGACUGCCCCGAGAGGUCCUACGCGUCCUCUGAUUAGGCAGGGGGUAGGACGUGAGAGGUGUUUCUCCGUCUCGACACUGGCCCGAGAGGUCCGAAUCGUCCUCUGAAUAGGCAGCGGUGUGAGACGUGAGAGGUGUUUGUCCGUCUCGGCAUUGCCCCGAGAGGUCCUAGGCGUCUGCUGGAUACCUACAGGGUGAAACAGGUCUUGUCCCUUGUCGGCGGAUGCCAGCGUUGGAGGGCCAGGGCGUUGAGGAAAGCUGGUGGGCUUCAGCCGGAUCUCCCGGUGCUUGUCGAAGACGGCCUCGACGUCGAGCCGAAUGUUCUCAAGGGACUGGCACGCACGGGAUGUGUCUGCAGCUGCGAAAGCAACACCUCCUUAAAACUGGACCUGGCGGACCAGCCGCGUCCACCAGGCUCUUGUCUACACGCCGGCUUGCUGAUGAAGGCUGCCAGGAACUAUCUGAAGGCAAUCUUGAACAAACAUGGCUACGGAUGCCC
Molecule: messenger RNA, 2997 nt
Organism: Prorocentrum cordatum
Lineage: Eukaryota; Dinophyceae; Prorocentrales; Prorocentraceae
Source: the annotation of a GenBank genome assembly